Messenger RNA from Acaromyces ingoldii, 1729 nucleotides. RefSeq lists its product as hypothetical. Lineage: Eukaryota; Fungi; Basidiomycota; Exobasidiomycetes; Exobasidiales; Cryptobasidiaceae. Gene Ontology annotation, biological process: proteolysis. The record is from RefSeq and is a predicted model, not a curated record. Gene Ontology annotation, molecular function: metallodipeptidase activity. The coding region runs from base 227 to 1450 and encodes 407 amino acids. The transcript is spliced from 4 exons.
CUCGAAAAGUGAAGCGGCCCUUGGACCGUGUCGGAUCGGCAAGGUGGGGAAAGUGCAGAAGUAUUACUACUACUAGCGCGACCGUCUUGAGUGGCUAGAGAUUGGCUCUGCUGCUUUUGGCUUGACGUCUCUCCACCUCACACAGUAGUAGUAGUACUACACGACACUAACUGAACAAAAAGGUAAAAGCGGAGAAAUCGGAACAGCACGUUCGAAAUAGAACGCCAUGCUCGCCUUUCAGCUGGCCGCCAAGGUGGGCCUUGCCUUGCGCUCACUGCUGGUGCCGCUCCUCCUCGAAGCUUCUCCUGAGGCCGUCCUGUCGAAGCACCCGCUGAUCGACCUGCACGUCGACCUGCCGAUUGUGUUGCGCAUCUUGUACUCCAACAACCUGUCGAAAGUGAACUACUCGGGUACGCUGCCAGGCGCCGUGGACCUCGACCGACUCCGCAGGGGAAAGAGUGCCGGCUUCUUCUCCAUUGCUUUUGUGGAGUGCAAGAGCGACGGCGGCGACGGCUUUCUCUCGCCCACUGAUUCUGUGCGCGACACAUUGGAGCAGAUUGACCUGACAAGGCGCCUGCCCGACUACUUUGCCCAAGAUGUAGCCCUGGCCACGACGCCCGCGUCGGUCCGCUCCAACUUUGCCUCCGAUAAGAUCUCACACCUGAUUGGCAUCGAGGGUGCACAUUCGCUUGGCAACUCCCUCGCUUCGCUCCGCCUCUACCAUGAGCUCGGCGUGCGGUAUUUGACGCUGACGCACACCUGCCACAAUGCGUUCGCGGACAGUGCCGGCUCGACAACCAACGAAACGAGUGCGCCCCUUCACGGAGGUCUCUCGGCGUACGGACUAAGACUCAUUGACGAGAUGAAUCGGCUCGGAAUGAUCGUUGACCUCAGCCACACCUCCGAUGACACAGCCCGCCAGGCCCUUGCGCGGUCAGAGGCCCCCGUCAUCUUUUCCCACAGCGGCGCCCGCUCCAUCUACAACCACAUCCGUAAUGUUCCCGAUGACAUCCUGACGUCCAUCAGCGAAGGCAAGGGGCAAUACGAAGCAGUCGUCGGCAUCCCCUUUCUGCCCGACUUUGUCGGCUCGGCCCCUGAUCAGACGGUCGCUCGCGUUGCCGACCACGUUGAACACGUCGCGGCACUCGCCGGCAGGAGUCGUGUCGCCAUCGGGUCCGAUUUUGACGGCUUUCUCCCUCCGGGCAUCGAGGGCCUCGACGAUGUGUCCAAGUACCGCAACCUCUUUGCGGAGCUUGCCAAGCGCGGCUGGUCAGAGAACGAGCUGGCGGGAUUGGCGAGCGGCAACUUUCUGCGAGUCUUUCAGAAAGUCCUCGACGUCAGCGAAAGGCUUCAGAAGAAGAGGAAAAAGCUGCCGGACAUGAAACCCUGGAGCAACCGGACCGACCUGGGCAAGAUCCCUCGAGCUUCAACCUUCAAUGUAGGAAACUAGAUGUUGUCUGUGCUACUACCACUGGUCCAAUCCAAAGGAAAGCUCUGGUACGGCGUCUCACUUUAGCACUGGCGCUCCUAAAAUCAAGAUUGCGCGAGAGCUGCAAGCCGCUUUUCUCCAAACCCCGGCAAUUGAGGGUUAACACUCGCCGCUCUCUCUGUAAAUUCCUUCUCCCUUUGUACCGCCCUCCGACGACGCCACAUUUAGCGGCGUAACUCGGUCAGUGGAAGCCAAAUGUAUCAUGAAACGGCGAAUCAAUUCAGAGACUCUCACGAAUCC